AUGCUAAAUAAGCACCUAGUGAAGGAGGCGCGGCACAUGAGGCGGGCGAAAAUUGUGGAGCGGCUGCAGGCGCUCCAGUGCUCCGUCUGCGAGUUCCGGCCGCCGGUCAAACGGCUCGGCCGGGAGUCGUCGGUCCGCGCGCGCAUCCGCGACCACGAGCACCGCGCCCACGGCCUGCACGGCGCCCUGCCCAAGGUGGAGUCUGCGGCGCCGGAGGGCGUGGCGGUGGCGCAGGGCGAGCGAUACGCAUGCGACGUGUGCGGCGCCGUCUACGGGUGCAGGCGCGCCCUCGGCAUACACAAGAGGGUGCACAGGGAGCCGGCGCCCGUCGCUGUGACCAUGACGCAGUGCGAGUUCUGCGGCAAGGAGUUCAACAGCACCUACCUGAAGACGCACCAGGAAGCGGUCCACAAGCUUGCAGAUCCCAACACUCUCCUUACGUGCGAGUUCUGUGGAAAACAGUACCACAAGUUUCAGAAAAAGCACUACCUGUCUCACCUACAGGUCAAACACUUCAUGGACAAGGAGUUUAUUUGUUCUGAGCCCCUGUGCGGCCGGACGUUCCUGCACCAGCGCGGCCUGCUGCGCCACGUGCGCAGCUUCCACCAGCAGACGGUGCCGUGCGGCCUCUGCCCGGAGGGGUUCGCCUCGCUCUGGAAGCGGGACAAACACCGCGCCGAGGAGCACGGCCAGUACGACUUCGUCUGCGAGGAGUGCGGGCUCAAGUUCUUCCGGCGGGCGGAGCUGGAGAUCCACACGCGGCGCGUGCACACGCUCCAGCUGCGCUACCAGUGCUCGGCCUGCAGCCACCGCAGCGAGGAGCGCCGCAAGCUGCUCAACCACGAGCACGCGGCGCACGGGCUGCACGUGGCGCCGCUGCCGGCGCACAACCCGGCCGGCCAGCUGGGCUACCCGUGCCCGGCGUGCCGGGCCGUGUACGGCUGCGGCCUGGCCGUCAAACAGCACGCCUGGGAGCAGCACCAGAUCAAGCUGAACAUCUACGGCAGGCCCAAGAACCCGGCCAACAAGCUCGACUUGGCCGCCGCUGCAGCCACCGCGGAUGCUAUCGCACAGAUCACGUGA
Messenger RNA from Pollicipes pollicipes, 1083 nucleotides. Its product is annotated as zinc finger protein 189. The record is from RefSeq and is a predicted model, not a curated record. The transcript is spliced from 8 exons. Bases 1 to 1083 code for a protein of 360 amino acids. Lineage: Eukaryota; Metazoa; Arthropoda; Thecostraca; Pollicipedomorpha; Pollicipedidae. Gene Ontology annotation, cellular component: nucleus. Gene Ontology annotation, biological process: regulation of transcription by RNA polymerase II.